Molecule: messenger RNA, 1662 nt
Organism: Endocarpon pusillum Z07020
Lineage: Eukaryota; Fungi; Ascomycota; Eurotiomycetes; Verrucariales; Verrucariaceae
Exons: 1
Coding region: 1-1662 (553 amino acids)
Source: RefSeq, a predicted model, not a curated record
AUGGUUGAAGUGAUCCAACGGUUGCGGGCUCUUGUUCCCCUCAUCUCCGAAAUUUGCCAGAUUGCCGGAACGCCAGGAGUAUCGAUCGGCGUCCUACACGAGGGUGCCAUCGUGUUCACGCACAACUAUGGUUAUCGAGACGUCAAGGCUAGAUUACCUCCUAACGAAAAUACUAUCUACCACCUCGGAUCUCUCAGUAAAUCAUUUACCGCUGCUAGCCUCGGCAUUCUCGUGGACGAGGGCAAAUUAUCGUGGGGAGACAGCGUCAAGGACCUCUUACCCAAAUUUCGGCAUUUUGAUGAGACUGUUUACGAUCACGCAAAUGUGAUAGACUUUCUGUCUCACAGAACGGGUCUGGCUCCUAAGAACAGCCUGUGGCUUCAUGAGCGUGCUGGUCUAUCCUUGGCACGAAGGGAAACGUUGAACGUGGUCUCCUACUUGGAGAUCGUCGCCGAGUUUCGGUCGCAGUGGCUAUAUAAUAACUGGGGUUACGCUCUUGCUGACCUCAUCACGGAACGUCUGAGCGGACAAAGCUGGGGUGAUUUCCUCACACGCCGCAUCCUAGAACCAUUGGCUCUCAAUCGUACCAGAACUCGCCAUGACUCUGACAAAAAGAAUGUCGCCCAGGCUUACAUGGCCCUCUCUGAUGGCUCGCCCUUUCAGCUUCCAAGACCGCGAAUCGGAGAUGGUACUAUCAUGGAAGGCGCCGCUGGUGUUCAAAGCACCGUCAGCGACCUGCUCAAGUAUUCUCAAGUUCUGAUGGAGACCGCGGCCAAGGAGGAUUCGGAGCAAACAAAAAACAUUACCGGCUAUUCACCAUUCAAGCAACUUCGAGUGAUACUCAAAGGUCAUAUAGAUCUUUCCCCUGUAGUGGCAGGCAGGGAGCAGUCCUACGCACUUGGGUGGAUCCGUACGAUGCUACCUGGUCCCCUCGGCACUUGCGGCCUCAAUCCGAUGUAUGUUGAAUCAAUGCCUAUUGUCGGAAAAGGCAUCGACGAUCCUGAACUCGUGAUUCAUCAUCAAGGAAGCAUAAUUGACUUCCUUUCUUCGAUACAUCUGAUUCCGCGCACCCGUACCGCCGUGGUUGUAUUGACAAAUUCACUGGCGAGAAAUGACGCCGCUGACUGGUUAGGGCAGCUGAUUGUCGAGGCCAUCCUUGAUAAUCCGUACAAGAACGAUUAUGUGGAGCUGGCCAAACAAAGCGCUGAAACAUCUAUUGCUCUGUGGUCGCAAAUGGCUCGUAAUCUUGAGGAAGGCCGGGACCCCAACACCCCGAGAAGACCAAAUUGGGAAUACGUUGGCUCAUAUUACAACGUCGUCAAGGAUUACUAUAUCGAAGUCUUUGAGAAGGACCAAGAACUCUUCAUGUGUCAUCAGGGUGACAGGUCUCAAUCCUAUCAGCUCAAACAUUUUAGGUACGACUCGUUCUCUUGGCUCCUUACCCGAGACGAGUGCGCUCAUAGAGGUCUCUUCCCGGAAACUCAUCUCGAAUUUUAUAUACUAAGGUUUGGUUUGGAUGAGCGCGAUAACAUUGACCACGUCGUAUGGAAACAUGACCCAAGUGUGCCCGAAGGAGAAACUUUUCGUCAACUAUGCCAACAAGCUUCGAUAGUCGAGCAAAAGCAGGGUGGCAAUCAAAACGUCUUGGGACCCAAAGGUUGA